AGAGCCAAAAAUAGACAUGGAAAAUAAUCCCAAAGUUGUGAACUUGCGAGAAAAUAUGUCCACCUUUAGUUGACUUGUUCAGUAGUCCAAAAUAGUCUUCAAUGAUUGUCCCUAUACUCAUAAGAAGACAAACAGAGUCAUUCAUUUAACCACCUUAAUAAAUGCCACUAGAUUUCUUAGUAUUUUUCACAAUUCUUGACUUUAGCACCAAUUUUCAAUUUUCAUGUCUAAAGAUAUGAUAAACUUAAUUGGCUUCUAUCAAGUAUGCCAAUUAAUCAUUCUUUCUUAAACUAACUAGCAAAUCAUAUUUCGAAUCUGUCACCACACACUCAUUCACAAGUAGCUAGAGACACAGCAUAGACAUGGGAACUAUGGCUCCAAACACCAUGGAAGAUCUAAAGACAAAUGGAUUCGAAAACUCUCAGAAAGAGCUUGAUGCUGGAGCUAUGUUUGUCCUCAAGUCAAAAGGAUCAUGGCUUCACUGUGGGUACCACUUGACAACAUCAAUAGUGGCUCCAGUCCUUUUAAGUAUUCCAUUUGCCUUGGGGCUGUUGGGUUGGGUUGGAGGACUCAUUUGCCUGACUUUGGCAGGCCUGGUUACUUUCUAUGCCUACAACCUCUUGUCAUUAGUGCUUGAGCACCAUGCAAACCAAGGACACCGCCAGCUUCGGUUUCGAGACAUGGCUAGAGACAUUUUAGGUCCAAAAUGGGGCAAAUAUUUUGUUGGGCCACUUCAGUUAGGAAUAUGCUUUGGUGCUGUUAUUGCUUGUACUCUUCUUGGAGGGCAGAGCCUUAAGUUCAUUUACUUGUUGUCAAAUCCAAAUGGGGAAAUGAAGCUUUACCAAUUUAUCAUCAUGUUUGGAAGUGUAGUUUUGGUUUUGGCUCAAAUGCCAUCCUUCCACUCCUUAAGGCAUAUCAACCUCAUUUCCCUAAUCCUUUGCCUUGCUUUCAGCGCUUGCGCCGCAGCCGGUUCUGUAAAUAUUGGACAUUCCAAGGAUGCACCUAGAAGAGACUACUCAGUGAAAGGAAGCCAAAAGGACAGAAUUUUUGGAACUUUCAAUGCCAUUUCAAUAAUUGCUACCACUUAUGCAAGUGGAAUAAUUCCUGAAAUUCAGGCAACAAUAGCAGCCCCAGUACAAGGAAAAAUGUUCAAGGGGCUAUGUGUAUGCUACAGUGUGAUAGCAGUAACAUAUUUCAGUGUAGGAGUAUCUGGAUAUUGGGCUUUUGGAAACCAAGCUGAAGGAACAGUUUUAUCCAAUUUCAUGGGAGUUGAUAAUAAGCCUUUGCUUCCCACUUGGUUUCUUGUUAUCACCAAUGUCUUUACUAUUACACAAGUUUUGGCUGUGACUCUGGUAUACUUGCAGCCAACAAAUGAAGUGUUUGAAAACAAGUUUGCAGACCCAAAAAUGGAGCAAUUCUCCACCCGAAACAUAAUUCCAAGGCUGAUAUUCCGGUCACUAUCUGUUAUUGUGGCAACACUUUUUGCGGCCAUGUUACCUUUCUUCGGAGAUUUAAUGGCUUUGUUCGGUGCGUUUGGGUGCAUUCCUUUGGAUUUUAUAUUGCCAAUGAUUUUCUACAAUGUAACAUUUAAGCCCUCAAAGCGUGGCAUGGUAUUUUGGGUAAACUCAGUUAUAGUAGUGGCUUCAUCAGUGUUGGUAGGAAUUGGUGCUAUAGCUUCUCUUAGGCAAAUAGUUAUUGAUGCCAAAACAUAUCGCUUGUUUGCUAACAUGUAGUAAUAACAGAAUAGAUAUUAUUGAAAAGUCAAUUAAGGCAUAGAGGUAAUCAGUGAUAUCACUUUGAAAAGUCAAUUAAAGUUUCCACACGUUUUAGAACAAGACAC
Messenger RNA from Cannabis sativa, 1840 nucleotides. Its product is annotated as GABA transporter 1. Bases 363 to 1733 code for a protein of 456 amino acids. Gene Ontology annotation, cellular component: plasma membrane. The transcript is spliced from 7 exons. NCBI's taxonomy places the organism in Eukaryota, Viridiplantae, Streptophyta, Magnoliopsida, Rosales, Cannabaceae. The record is from RefSeq and is a predicted model, not a curated record.